AUGACAGAAUUAAUCGAAGUAUUCAGAAGCUUGAUUAACGAUUAUGAAGAAACUUUUCGAGUAAUGGAGAACGGUACUAUUAAAGUGAACAAUGAAAGUUUCGAAAGGCAUGUACCUUCCUAUGGAGCUCUGGUACAAAAUUUCCUAAAUUGUUAUGACACUCUUUUCUUAUUUGAUGGAUUAGAAAUGGGUGCUAUUAAUAUAGAAAUUAUCGGCUACAGGAAAAUCGAAAAGGUUAAUUGA
Messenger RNA from Funneliformis caledonium, 243 nucleotides. The record is from the annotation of a GenBank genome assembly. NCBI's taxonomy places the organism in Eukaryota, Fungi, Glomeromycota, Glomeromycetes, Glomerales, Glomeraceae.